AUGGCUGCUUAUCCUACGCGUAUCGAAACUACAUUGAAAGGACAUAAAGGUCCUGUGAAUGACGUAUGCUAUAAUAAAUCAGGCCAGUAUUGUUUAUCUGCUGGUCGAGAUCGUUCGAUUCGUUUAUGGAAUCCUUCUACAGGACUCUUGUUACAUACAUACAAUGGCCAUGGAAGAGAUGUACUUGCUAUUGCUUGUGCUUCUGAUAACGCCAAGAUUGCAAGUGGUGGUGUGGAUCGAAGUGUGCUGUUAUGGGAUGUAGGCACAGGUGAAAUCAUGAGACGCUAUACAGCUCAUUGGGAACGUAUUAAUUCAGUUGCAUUCAAUGAUGACUCGACUGUACUAGUCAGUGGUUCUUUUGAUGCCACUGUUCGUUUAUGGGAUUUACGUUCUUCAAAUUUUCAACCUAUUCAAGUAAUUGAAGAUUGUAAAGACAGUGUUAUGUCUGUGGAUGUGCAAGGCGUAGAAAUAGUAGCAGGUUGUGCAGAUGGUAAAUUACGGACAUACGAUAUCCGAAUGGGCGACUUAAAAGAAGACUAUAUUGGACCUGCUAUUACAAGUGCAAGGCUGUCCAAAGAUAAACACUGUAUUCUUGUAGGCACAUUAGACAGUACAAUGAGACUGAUGGACAAGAGUAAUGGUCGACUGCUCAAUGAAUUCAAAGGCCAUCAACAUACUGAAUACAAGAUUGAUUCUGUCAUGUCAAAUACAGAUGCAUAUGCUAUUACAGGUUCCGAGGAUGGUCAAAUCUAUAUUUAUGAUGUAUUAGAAGCCAAUGUUGUCCAUACACUGAAAGCACAUGAAGGUGUAGCCACUACACUGGAUUAUCACCCAGACAGUGUGAAUAUGAUAUCAGCGGGAUCUGAUGGCUUGAUCCAUAUUUACGGGACUUCAUAG
Gilbertella persicaria is the source of this 897-nucleotide messenger RNA. Its product is annotated as WD40-repeat-containing domain protein. Lineage: Eukaryota; Fungi; Mucoromycota; Mucoromycetes; Mucorales; Choanephoraceae. Gene Ontology annotation, molecular function: protein binding. The coding region runs from base 1 to 897 and encodes 298 amino acids. Gene Ontology annotation, cellular component: catalytic step 2 spliceosome. Gene Ontology annotation, biological process: mRNA splicing, via spliceosome. The transcript is spliced from 4 exons. The record is from RefSeq and is a predicted model, not a curated record.